ACAGGGCUAGGUUCCUAUAAAGGAGGCCAGUUUUGGAGCAGGCGCCGAGCAGUGAACAUCUACCCAGCGUCCAGCCUUUUUUCCAACCAGUUCCACCCAAACAAGUCCUCUUUCCCCCUAAACCCAGACCGCGCGUGCUCCUCACUUUGAUUUUUCCAUUAUUUUUUUUAAUUCCAAACCCUUUUUUUUGAAGGGUUGCUCUCUUUUUUUUUUCGCAGGGAAGUGCAGCUUUCUAUCUCUACCGAGCCUUCUCAAAUGUAUAAAAUGGAGUAUUCUUACCUAAAUUCCUCCGCCUACGAGUCGUGUAUGGCCGGGAUGGACACCUCGAGCUUGGCAUCGGCCUACGCGGACUUCAGCUCGUGCAGUCAGGCCAGUGGCUUUCAGUACAACCCCAUCAGGACCACUUUCGGGGCCACCUCCGGGUGCCCGUCCCUCACACCGGGGUCCUGCAGCCUGGGGACCCUCCGGGACCACCAGAGCAGCCCGUACGCCGCAGUUCCGUACAAGCUCUUCACGGACCACGGCGGCCUGAACGAGAAGCGCAAGCAGCGGCGCAUCCGGACCACCUUCACCAGCGCGCAGCUCAAGGAGCUGGAGCGGGUUUUUGCAGAAACCCACUACCCGGACAUCUACACCAGAGAGGAGCUCGCGCUCAAGAUCGAUCUGACGGAAGCCAGAGUGCAGGUGUGGUUCCAGAACCGGCGCGCGAAAUUCCGCAAACAGGAGCGCGCGGCCGCAGCCGCCGCGGCCGCCGCAAAGUCCAGUUCCGGGAAGAAGUCCGACCCCAGAGAGGAGGACAGCAAAGACAACAAAACCACCGACCCGGACAGCACGGGGGGCCCGGGGCCCAACCCGGUGCCCACCUCCAACUGCGGGGGCCCGAGCCCCGGGACCGGCCCGGUCAACCCCCCCGGCGGGGGGGGGGCGGUGGACCCGGCCAAAGGCGCCGUUUCCGGCGGGAUGGGAGGCACCGCGCCCGGCCAGGGAUGGGCCCCCGCACCCGGAACCAUCACCUCCAUCCCGGACUCGUUGGGGGGGCCCUUCGCCAGCGUGCUGUCGUCGUUGCAAAGACAGAACGGAGCCAAAGCUACACUAGUAAAAACCAGCAUGUUCUAA
Menidia menidia (Atlantic silverside) is the source of this 1116-nucleotide messenger RNA. Lineage: Eukaryota; Metazoa; Chordata; Actinopteri; Atheriniformes; Atherinopsidae. The record is from the annotation of a GenBank genome assembly.